Molecule: messenger RNA, 706 nt
Organism: Dermacentor silvarum
Lineage: Eukaryota; Metazoa; Arthropoda; Arachnida; Ixodida; Ixodidae
Product: EKC/KEOPS complex subunit Tprkb
Exons: 2
Coding region: 92-613 (173 amino acids)
Biological process (GO): tRNA threonylcarbamoyladenosine modification; telomere maintenance via recombination
Cellular component (GO): cytosol; nucleus; EKC/KEOPS complex
Source: RefSeq, a predicted model, not a curated record
AGCUUCUAUCCAGUGAGCCCUGGCGAGCAGACGAAGGAGGUAUGCCAUAAAGGAGCUUCCAGGGUUCUCGGAACUUGGGAAGAAAAGCUCAAUGGAUUUUGUUAUGCACAACCGAGAGGGCAAGAGGGCAGCAUCCAUCCUGCUCUUUGGUGAUGUGACAAACUGUGGUGAACUCCGGCAGCUGGUGCUAAGUGGAAGCCUGCAAGUGUGCCUCAUCAGGGCAUCUCUUGUGGCAGACAUUUUCCAAGUGCAGUGUGCAGUGGCAAAGGCAUUGGCAAAUUACUCCAGUGGGCGCAUGAAAACAAGAAGCUUGCUCUCCGAGAUUCUCUAUGUUCUGGGGCCCACCGGCAGCAUUGGCGACUCAUUACGCCAGAUAGGUGCGCAAGACACAGACUCAACAAUUGUUGUUGUGCGCCUUGAUGACCCAGGAGACAGCCACCUGAAAACACUCACGGAACGCAUCAAGGGCCGUCAGCUGCCCUUGGACAGCAUUCCACAGUUCACCGACUCUCAGGCACUUACAAAACUUUUCAAGGUGACUGAGAAGGAACUCACCGUGGGCAGCUUAGUGGAUGCCAUAGUGACACGAAUUGCUCUAAAGGAUACAGUGUAGGGGUCAGUUUAAUAAAGUAUAUAUAGUGUACAUUUCAAGAAACAAGCAACUUGCAAUUGCAGAUUUCUUUUUUUUUUUUUUUUUGAAAACAAA